UGACAGGAGGCAAACAGUAAGAUUUAAGAGGAAUUCUCUGUCCCGGGAUUUCUGUAACUGUGGAAUUAAACAUUUGGAUUUCUGGUCUCUGUCAGAGUGCAAGGGGAAUGCUCUCCGUGUUACUGUUUACAUGUGAAUGAUACUAUCCAGCCCAUCAGAGUCGAACAGUAACCUCAGAAAUAGUUGACGGUCUCAGAGGAGGAUGCCGUCCCUGCACCAUGGCGCAAUCUUUGUCGGAGCCUUCCUCAUUGUGACUGGGGGCUCCACAGCUUUUCUGGCCUCACCCCAGAGCCGCCUGCAGGCUUUCUCCCUCUGCUGCGUAGUGCUGGGGGUGGUCAUGCUUAUCCUUGGGUUAUUUUGGGCUAUGAACAACAAAAAAUGCCCCCAUUACCCAUACAACGACUACACCAACUACCCGAAUAAUGCACUCUUCUCCCCCCUAGGAAGCCACUUCCCAGAGUCCCAGUCAGUGUUUCUGCCCAGAACGAUGGAUCGUCACAGGCAUGGUACUCGUGGAGAAGAUUUUGACUAUCCUCCCAUGGAAUCUGGUGGUUUUAGUCCAACGCCUCACCCUCCACCAUGGCUGGGACCCCCACCUCCCUAUGAAGUUGCAAUCAAGACCACAUGCAGCUCUACGCACUUGCGGCGUGCAUACUCAGACACACACCUCGCAACAGAGCCACUGUUUGGACGGUCAAGAGAGAUCAGCUUUGAGGUGUGAUGCUGAAUGAUGAUGACAUCCUGCCUUAUCUAUACGUCAAUAGGCACAAGAUAGUUGCUAUCAACUUUAAUUUAUCUUUCAUCAUCAAGCAUGCUUCUGUCUUGGUUCCAGCAUGUUUUCCUAAUAUUUCUAGAAAUCUCAGUCCAGAUGUCAUUUAACCUUUAAAUAUAUGGUGAAAGUAGUCCAGCCUCCAAUGAUUCACUGUUGGGACUUCUUUGGAAAUCAAGCUUGAUUUUCAAAACAGGAUGAUGAGGAGAUUGUUUGGAAGGGGGUGGAGUUGGCUUUUUCUGGGUCUGUCUAAGGGUAAAAUAAAAUUCACCUAAUAUGACAGAUAGAUUAAUUUUUUAUUUAUAAAAGAUACAUAUCUUCUUUCACUGAUCUGUAAACUUCUGUUUUCAAGCUUUGAGUUUGUCUUUGACAUCAUGGGUAUUUUGCAGCCAGAAGGGACAAGGUGAGGCUUUGGCAACACCUAGAGGACACGAUAGACAUCCAUUCAAUAGAUGUCAGGUGCUCAACUGCCACUUGAGAGGAUUAUUUUUCUUUUUUUUAAUUUCAUGCAAAGUUGUUCAUUAUAUGUAGAUCUUAAAAUACUCUGAGUUAAAGAAGCAGGGCUUGGCUUGCUUUUGGAGCCACCCUCAAGUGGCCAUUCAAGGUAAUGCAGUUUAUUUAUUCUCAGCCCCUCAGGAUGGCACUUUCAGGAUGAAUAUAAAUAUCCCUUUGAAAUGAUGGGUGGACUCCAAAAAGGCUUUUUUAGCACAGUUUGGCCAUCUAUUUUCCAUGUCCAAAUAUUUGAUGACCUGAGGACUUUUAGAAGGUUAUUGAUUAUUUGUCAUGUUGCCAUUUAAGUUUUAGAAACCUUAAAAUACUAAGCUUGUGACAUUUAUUCCGUGCUUGAUUUAAAGAUAAAAACAACAACAACAACAAACAAGGAUUAGGAAAUCAGAAUUUCCUUAAUUUCAUCAAAUGCUCGGACUGUAUUUACUCUCUGGGAUUCACUUGUGGUUGAUUCUCAUUUUUACUUGCCUGCAUAACUGUAGUUUUUCAGUGAGAACAGCAAACUUGAAACCCUGAACCAACGCAGCCUUGUUUUUUUUCAGUUGGUGUGGUGCACAUGUUAGCCUCAGUAUGUUGAAAGCAGGGGAACAAUGACUCAUCUGGCCAUAUGAGCUUUUCCGCUGCUCGAUACACCACAGCUUACUGGCAGCACGGCCCGAAACAUUAGUAUUACGACUUGACCUAUUAUAACCACAAAAUGUAUUUUAAAGAACCUUUGUUCUGUUUUUGGAUGUUCAUACAUUUUAAUAAGUUAGCCUUUCCCUUCUUUUAAGAUCCCUUUAUUAAAUAUAUAUAUAACAAACUUCCAGAGGCCUUAAACUUGCUUUUCUUUAAGCAUGGGGCAUUCAGGUGCAGCUUGGAAUCUAAAGCUAUCAACAUUCAGGGAGGGGUCUAACCAAACACUUUCAUUGUGAAACUUGCUGUUGUUAUUUUGAUUACUGAAAUGGAAAGGAAAAGAAGGGAGAUUCUAUGUAGCAGAUGAUUUACUAAAUAAACUGAUGGGGUAAUCAUGGUUUGCUCAAGUAUGUCUAGCCUCUACAUGGAUGAUUGAUUGCACAUAUUAUUGCCAUCACACUCAUGUAGGAUUCUUACACUGAGCUAUUUGGGGUGAGGGGGAUGCACUGUUCUACACUCUUCUCAUCUUUGACAGCAGAAGCACAAUUCAUUUUUGCUGGUAUGAUCCAACAUGUUUUGCAUUAUAUCUCUGCACAUGUACGUACGUUACUGAACGAAAGACAAUAGAAAUAAAAACAUGUCAGUUGCUGUGAGAGUAUAUUAAACUUAUUUUUUUAAUGAAAGAGGGAGUGUUAUUAUUUUAUUAUUUCAGGAUUUUAGUUGGAAAAUUUGAAAACAGUUCUUAAAAUUGGAUGAGUUUAGGAAAUUUGCAUGUCUACAUUGCACAAAUUCUUAAAUCAUGGUGGGUCACGAACUGAUUAUGAAACAGUGGUCCCCGGGCAAAGAUGUGAAAAAAUCUGUUCUGACAAUUUCUGAGACAACCAAGCUAGGGGGACAGAUAACCACAUGCUGCACAGUUUGUGAUAGUUUUCUUUAGGAUUUUCUCAACCUUUAUUCAUGUCACCAUAGUCACUUUAUUUUAACCAA
Melanotaenia boesemani (Boeseman's rainbowfish) is the source of this 2878-nucleotide messenger RNA. RefSeq lists its product as uncharacterized. The transcript is spliced from 3 exons. The coding region runs from base 203 to 721 and encodes 172 amino acids. NCBI's taxonomy places the organism in Eukaryota, Metazoa, Chordata, Actinopteri, Atheriniformes, Melanotaeniidae. The record is from RefSeq and is a predicted model, not a curated record.